Messenger RNA from Colossoma macropomum (tambaqui), 1639 nucleotides. RefSeq names its product opsin 4xa (gene opn4xa). Gene Ontology annotation, biological process: visual perception; G protein-coupled receptor signaling pathway. Gene Ontology annotation, cellular component: membrane. Lineage: Eukaryota; Metazoa; Chordata; Actinopteri; Characiformes; Serrasalmidae. The transcript is spliced from 9 exons. Bases 47 to 1639 code for a protein of 530 amino acids. The record is from RefSeq and is a predicted model, not a curated record. Gene Ontology annotation, molecular function: G protein-coupled receptor activity.
AAAAGCAACAGAGAUAAUAACAGAGAGAAUGUGAUUGGAAAACCUGAUGUUCUUCAGCGUGUCCAUUGUCACAGGUAUGGAGGGGGUGAACAUGGACCGAGGCUUCUUCAGGAAGGUGGACGUGCCGGACCAUGCACACUAUAUCGUGGCUUUCUUCGUGGCGGUCAUUGGGGCUGUGGGAGUCAUGGGGAACGCACUGGUCAUGUACGCCUUUUUCUGUAACAAGAAACUACGGACUCCACCCAACUACUUCAUCAUGAACCUUGCUGUGAGUGACUUCCUCAUGGCCACCACCCAGUCACCCAUCUUUUUCGUCAACUGCAUGUACAAGGAGUGGGUGUUCGGUGAAAUAGGGUGUAAGAUGUAUGCCUUUUGUGGGGCUCUGUUUGGGAUCACUUCCAUGAUCAACUUGUUGGCCAUAUCCAUCGACCGCUACAUAGUGAUCACCAAGCCUCUGCAGGCCAUCCGGUGGACGUCAAAACGCCGGACACUCCUCAGCAUCCUGCUGGUGUGGCUGUACUCUCUAGCCUGGAGUCUGGCACCUUUACUGGGAUGGAGCUCCUAUAUCCCAGAGGGCCUCAUGACGUCUUGCACAUGGGACUAUGUCACCUCUACUCCGGCUAACAAGAGCUACACCCUUAUGCUGUGCUGCUUUGUGUUCUUCAUCCCCUUGGGGAUCAUAUCCUACUGCUACUUCUUCAUGUUUCUGGCUAUACGUAGCACAAGCAGAGACGUGGAGAGGCUGGGGACCCAUGUGCGGAAAACCACACUGAUCCAGGAGCAGUCUAUAAAGACAGAGUGGAAGCUGGCGAAGGUGGCCUUUGUGGUCAUCAUUGUAUAUGUGCUUUCCUGGUCACCCUACGCCUUUGUUACGCUCAUCGCCUGGGCAGGGUAUAGCAGUAUCCUAACACCAUAUUCGAAGGCGGUGCCUGCAGUCAUAGCCAAAGCAUCAGCCAUUUAUAACCCUAUCAUCUACGCCAUCAUCCACUCCAAAUACAGGAACACUCUGGCUGAGAAGAUUCCAUGUCUCUACUUCCUGGCUAAGCCUCCAAGAAAGGAAUGUGUCUCCGUUUCCAACAGCGAGUCGUCCUUCAGGGAAUCUAUGCUCAGUAGGCAGUCAUCAGGGUCAAAGGCCAAGUUCCAGCGAGUGUCCUCUAUGUCCACUGGUGACACAGUUUGGAGUGAUGUAGAGUUGGAUCCGAUGGACCAGCAGACUCAUUCGCUCAGAAACUCCCACUCAACCAACCUGCUGAGAGAAAUGGAGCGAAGGCAUCAGCUUCAGCAGGGGAAGGCCAAGAACUACCUGGCUCAAGAAAAGCUAGCCAUCCCAGAGAGUGUCUCACCGAGCAACUGUGACCAGGGUAAGGUCAACAUGGCCUCCAUGCCCCUCCUCACGCUAAAGGAGAGCCCAGGAGGAGAUCAGAAGGAAGAAGAGGGACAACAGGAACAGACCACCCCAAACACAGGGCCUGCCUUUUACGAGGACACGGAUACAGAGGAGAGCAGCCUGGUGGAGGGCACUAGGCACAAUGAGGAGAAACAGGAGGCCAAGACCAUAGAGGACAACCUGAUGCUGGGCCUGAAGAGCUUGAACUGUUCCACAGAGUUUCUGGAAGCUGUGGAGAAGUUCCUCUCCUGA